Messenger RNA from Poecilia latipinna (sailfin molly), 1738 nucleotides. RefSeq names its product TEF transcription factor, PAR bZIP family member a (gene tefa). Lineage: Eukaryota; Metazoa; Chordata; Actinopteri; Cyprinodontiformes; Poeciliidae. The coding region runs from base 239 to 1171 and encodes 310 amino acids. Gene Ontology annotation, molecular function: RNA polymerase II cis-regulatory region sequence-specific DNA binding; DNA-binding transcription factor activity, RNA polymerase II-specific. The transcript is spliced from 5 exons. Gene Ontology annotation, cellular component: nucleus. The record is from RefSeq and is a predicted model, not a curated record. Gene Ontology annotation, biological process: regulation of transcription by RNA polymerase II.
CCCGUACACCAAAACCUUGAAUGCCAUUUUUUUUCAGAGGAAGUGUGUUUAGAGAAGCGAACUUAUUGCGAUUCUUUGAUGUUCGGGCAACUUUUCAGUGUGUUUUCGGAGUAAUAAGCCGUUUUAUGUCUCAGCGGAAUAAAUAAUAUCGCAGACGCUCAACUCAGGGUUUAGUGGAAAACAGCGGUGACUGCUUCUUUCGCCGUGAACAACAACAACAACAAGGGAAGAGGAAAACAUGUCGGUGGAGCCCAUUCACAUAAAGCUGGAAACAGCCGGAGAGCCUCCAAGCUCGUUCCCGGUGGUUCUGAAGAAAAUAAUGGAAAUGCCCCCACCGAAUAUACUGGAUGGGGACGACGACACGGAUAAGGAGAAGUUAGGUCUGGAAGGCAGUGCCGACCUGGCCGGAGGAGGAAGCGACAUGGGGCCUUCGGCCGCGCUGACCCCUGCUAUCUGGGAUAAAACCAUUCCCUACGACGGUGAGAGCUUCCACCUGGAGUACAUGGACCUGGAGGAAUUCCUCAUGGAGAAUGGCAUCCCGACAUCACCUGACAACGCCGCUUUAAAGGGAGUCCCAGAAGUAAGCGUGGCCGGAACUGAGAAAGUAAAGAGCAAGCCCAUGACCCUGCUGCCCAUAACGGAGCUGGACAGGUGCGAGGAGGAAGUGGUGAUUAUCACAAAGAGUGAUUUGGAUAUUACCUGCGACGUCAGUACAGAGGUGACCACCUCACAGGAAAGGGCGACUCCGGAGCCCAUUGACCCAGACGAAAUCGAAGUGAAGGUCAACUACGAGCCGGACCCCACAGACCUGGUCCUGUCGAGCGUUCCUGGAGGUGAACUGUUCAACCCACGCAAACACAAGUUCAGUGAGGAGGAGCUCAAGCCGCAGCCCAUGAUCAAAAAGGCCAAGAAGGUGUUUGUCCCUGAAGAACAGAAGGACGAGAAGUACUGGCAUAGGAGGAAGAAGAACAACAUGGCCGCCAAACGUUCACGAGAUGCCCGCAGACUGAAGGAGAACCAGAUCACUGUCCGAGCGGCGUUCCUGGAGCGCGAGAACACGGCGCUGCGGCAGGAGGUGGCCGAGCUGCGGAAGGAGUGCGGCCGAUACAAGAACGUCGUGGGUCGCUACGAAUCCAAAUACGGACCAAUUGCGCCGCCAGAUGACGAAUAGACAUCAGUUGAUUUAUUCAUUUAUUUUCUCUGAUGAAUAAAUAAAUCAAACCGUUGGCGGGGGUAAGCAAGAACCGAUCUGAUGACGUCAAGGCGGAGUGGAAGAGCUUGUGAAGGCAGGAUGUGACAUUGCCAUGGAGAUGUAAAAUAUUAAGAUAUCAUCUGUUGUUUUUUUUUUGUUUGUUUUUUUUAAUCCUUUGUAUUACCACCUUUCUGAAUGAGGUGAAUGUAGGUGGAUAUUCAAGUGCUUCUUCAGCACGCCUUAUUUGUUUGGUGCACUUUCUGUUUUGUACACCUGUAGCCUGAAAGAGAUCAUAUCCAUGAGUUAUUUUAGAAGAACUCCUGAGUUUUUAAGUCUUGUCCGGUGAUGUUUAGGCAGUCCAUGCCGUGGUUUUAGAUUAGAUCAGGUCAUUUGGUUUGCAGUUUUAUUUUUCAUACUUCUCUCAUACCAGAUUGCUCUGAAGAGCUGGGCCUGUCUUUGCCCACUAGAACGUCCGACUGUGACACUUCCAGUAACUUGAUCUUCUUCAGGGGAUUUCAGUGACAUGGCAAAAAAAAAAAAAAAAAA